Mustela lutreola (European mink) is the source of this 502-nucleotide messenger RNA. It is a transcript of the gene SMIM26, whose product is annotated as small integral membrane protein 26. Gene Ontology annotation, cellular component: mitochondrion. Bases 62 to 346 code for a protein of 94 amino acids. The transcript has 2 exons. The record is from RefSeq and is a predicted model, not a curated record. Lineage: Eukaryota; Metazoa; Chordata; Mammalia; Carnivora; Mustelidae.
GGUAGGAAGGCCCGCCUCCGCCCUGGGCCUCCCGGAGUGGAAACCCUCCCCGAGCUGCAUAAUGCGCCCGGAUCAGGCCACAUCUUGGUACCGGCGGAUGUCCGUGCUAUAUGGGUUGGGCGCUUGGACCACUGUGGGCUCCUUGUUUUAUUUAAGCCGGAAAAAGCACAAGCCACCAGGUGAUGAAGUGGAGCAAAAGGAUGUCCCAAGAAAUGAAUUGCUUGAACCCCCGAAAGGGUUUUACUUGGAAACAAUUGUCACAUACAAGGAAGAUUUUGUUCCAGUCACUGACAGGAUUGUCAACUUUUUCAAAUCGUGGACUGGUGGCCCUGGACGAGAAUCGUGAUUAACUGUGGAAUGCUGAAAACUUUGGUUCAGCAUAUGCAUUUCAUGGAGGCCUUCCAAUUUAUGUUUAUGAAAAGUGUAUCCAUUUAAUUUAAUUUUGCUGUAAAAUAUAAACACUCGUGGUAUGCAAUAAAUAACGUCCUUGAGGAAAAGUCAA